AUGUUCAAGAACUACAACAUAGUCGGAAACAAUGAAAUGAUAGCGUUUGGAAUGAUGAACAUCGUUGGUUCCCUCACAUCUUGUUACCUCAUAACUGGACCGUUUUCGAGAUCGGCGGUGAACUUCAACGCGGGUUGCAAGACCAUCGUGUCGAACAUAGUGAUGGCAAUUGCGGUUAUGUUCACACUGCUCUUCCUCACGCCUCUUUUCUACUACACACCACUCGUCGUCCUCUCCUCCAUCAUCAUGGUUGCAAUGCGGGUUGGGGGUGGCUAUAUCAAUAGCAAGGUUGUUGCUAUUCGUGUCAAGGCCGAGGACUGCAGUUAUCCUUACUCAAGAACCGUUCCUGGUCUUCUCAUCUUGGAGAUUGACGCUCCCAUCUACUUUGCCAAUGCUGGUUACUUGCGUGAGAGAAUCACAAGUUGGAUCGAUGAAGAGGAAGAGAGGGUCAAAACAUCAGGAGAAAACAGUUUACAAUAUGUUAUACUCGAUAUGUCGGCUGGUGGUAAUAUCGACACGAGUGGUAUAAGCAUGAUGGAGGAAAUUAAGAAAAUCAUGGAUAGAAGAAAGUUAAAGUUAGUAUUGGUAAAUCCAAAAGGAGAGGUCGUGAAGAAACUAACAAGAUCCAAAUUCAUCGGUGAUAAUUUGGACAAAGAAUGGAUGUUCAUGACGGUUGGAGAAGCCGUAGAGGCUUGUAGCUACGUGCUUCACACGUUAAGAACUGUACCAGCCUCCAAAGACUCUAAUAACGUCUAG
Brassica rapa (field mustard) is the source of this 756-nucleotide messenger RNA. RefSeq names its product sulfate transporter 3.1. Gene Ontology annotation, cellular component: membrane. The record is from RefSeq and is a predicted model, not a curated record. Gene Ontology annotation, biological process: transmembrane transport. Lineage: Eukaryota; Viridiplantae; Streptophyta; Magnoliopsida; Brassicales; Brassicaceae.